AUGUCGCGCCUCACAGAGCUCCCGCCAGAGCUUUUGGAGAAAGUAUUCGUUGGAUUGAUGGACUUAGUCGGUUGGCCCGAGGUGCAUCUUGCACGCGCCGUCUGCCGUACCGUCGCUUCUGUCGUCAACCAGCAAUUGUUGACUAUGACGCCAUACGAAGUCUUCGAGUCAACACGGCUCUUCAAGUUCCUCAACGCGAACCUAGAACCACUUCUGGUCAGCCACGCGAAGAAAGCGAUAGGGUUUGGUCCGACUACUGGUUUCGUCAACCACAUUGCUGAUGAGCUGCUCACCAUUGUACCUGCAAAGAACAUGAUGGAUGAGAUACGACACCAGUAUAUACAAGAUCUGUGUCGCGCGCUUGUUCGUACGAAAGUGAAGUUCACAGAUUCGUGUCAUCCAAUCACCACGGAAGCGUACUUGCCACGCUGGUACAUGUCCAUCAGUGACCGCCGUUUCUACCCUGGAAGCGAGAAGGCGAAGCUGGACACCUUGCUCGCAGCUGCAGCUGCUGUAGGAAGCUAA
Molecule: messenger RNA, 525 nt
Organism: Parastagonospora nodorum SN15
Lineage: Eukaryota; Fungi; Ascomycota; Dothideomycetes; Pleosporales; Phaeosphaeriaceae
Exons: 2
Coding region: 1-525 (174 amino acids)
Source: RefSeq, a predicted model, not a curated record